AUGCGGCCGACAGACGCGGAGAUACGGCAGUUCGCGACGAGGAAGAGGCCAGCAUCGGAGGCCGGACCUUCGCGCCCCCCGAAGAAGCCUGCUCCAGCGGUGCCGACCGUCGAAGUGUCAGUGACCGACCAGUCGGAGCCCGUCAUCGCGCUCGCGGCUCCGGCGGCUCGCGCGGAGGAGAGGCCGGUGGAAGAGGCGGCCGAAAGAACAUCGGCGGCAUCACCGGACGCGGCGAAGCCAGAUGUAGUUCGGGAGGCCGAACAUCACCCGGCAGCGUCGGUGGCCACAGCGGGGGGCGCUGGCUCCACCUCGAGCAUCCCCUCGCUGCCGGUCCCGUCGAUCGGGGCAGCUGAUCGGGGGAAAGCCCCGAUGGAGCCCACUGACGAGACAAGGUCGGGGAGCCGAUCUGUGCCACCCAGCGCACAUUACCCCGAAGGCGCAUCGGCGUUGGCCGACCACAACCUGGCGCGGAGGUUGUGCCAAGGGAUUCUUCUUCCGAUCGACGUUGAGUCACUGAGAUCUCGGUAG
Messenger RNA from Elaeis guineensis (African oil palm), 528 nucleotides. The record is from RefSeq and is a predicted model, not a curated record. NCBI's taxonomy places the organism in Eukaryota, Viridiplantae, Streptophyta, Magnoliopsida, Arecales, Arecaceae.